Molecule: messenger RNA, 588 nt
Organism: Ailuropoda melanoleuca (giant panda)
Lineage: Eukaryota; Metazoa; Chordata; Mammalia; Carnivora; Ursidae
Product: peroxiredoxin-6-like
Exons: 1
Biological process (GO): cellular oxidant detoxification; cell redox homeostasis
Cellular component (GO): mitochondrion; cytosol
Molecular function (GO): peroxiredoxin activity
Source: RefSeq, a predicted model, not a curated record
AUGCAUGGUAUCCUGCUCGGCGAAGAGAUCCCCAACUUUCAGGCGGAAACAACCGUCGGCCCGAUCAGUUUUCAUACUUUUCUCGGAGACUCAUGGGGUGUUUUGUUCUCCCAUCCGAGGGACUACACACCUGUGUGCACCACAGAACUUGGAAGGGCUGUGCGGUUGGCACCAGAAUUUGAAAAACGUGGUGUAAAGAUGAUUGCCCUCUCCAUCGAUAGUGUUGAGGACCAUCUCGGAUGGAGCAAGGACAUCAAUGCAUACAAUGGCGAGGCGGAACCCAAUGACAAGCUUCCCUUCCCCAUUAUUGCGGACCCCAAACGAGUGCUGGCUGUCCUGCUGGGCAUGCUUGACCCUGAUGAGAAGGACCUGGAGGGCAUGCCGGUGACUGCUCGCUGCGUUUUCAUCAUUGGCCCAGACAAGAAGAUGAAGCUGUCCAUCUUGUACCCAGCUACGACUGGCAGGAACUUUGAUGAAAUCCUCAGAGUGGUCGACUCUCUACAGUUAACCGCCAACCACAGUGUGGCCACACCAGUCGAUUGGCAGCCUGGUGAUAGGGUCAUGGUGCCCCCAACCAUGUCCGAGGAG